UAGGUGUGUCUGGUUACUUUCCCUGCAGGAAUUGUCCAGUAACUUCUUUCUGAGAGAGUAAGGUAGUUUUAUUCUCUUUUGCAAGAAAAAUGCGAAAAGUAAACAGACGGCAUCCCUGCAGAAGCUUGCAACUAAUCAGCUGAUUUGUCAAAACAAACCAAUUAGUCCGCCAUUAUAAAGAAUUAAAAGAAAGAAAACACAACCAGUUUAACAAGUUUUUGAAAUAAAAAGGAAAUAAAAUAAAAAAAUGAGCAAUAAAAGAAAGAUAGAUUUGAUGUGUUCCCCAGAAACUUUUAAACGUGUUAGUAAUGAUACAGAGUUUAGGAACGCUUUGGCAAGUGGUAUCGAGGGGAUUGAGGAAUGUGACGAGUUAAUUUUUUCGCCGAAUGUUGUUUCCGACGAAAGCAUGGAGGAGCCACUUGUGUUUAACCCGAUCUUUGAGCCUCAAUGCCAACUCGAAGAAGGCUGUGAACCACAAAGCCCAGAGCCCGACGGCAAAAAGUCCAUUUGGUUGGAUUCCUCAACAAAACUUUUAAUUAACAAAUAUAAGGAUUUGCGGCCUUUAGUCGGAAAAGUGGCUUCGCUAAAAAACAAAAAACAGAUGUGGACAAAGAUUUCAGAGGAGCUUAAGGCGAAUGGGCAUGAUUUUACCAUAGCGCAAGUGGAAAAUAAGUUUUAUAGUUUGGAGCGGCAAUACAAGAACAUGCAGCUUCAUAAUUCAAAAACUGGUCGUGAUCGACAGACAUGUCCCUAUAAAAGGUAAUCAAGUUGUUAAUUAAAAAGUUAAAUAGUAUCAGUCAUUUUGCGGACAAAUGUAUACCCUCAGCCAAUGUUUGAUUAUUUAAAUGAAUUUGUAUUUGUUUAAUGACUGCAUAAAAAGUUGAUUUUGAUCACUCCCAUGGUGAUUCCGAAGAAGUUGGCCAAUAUUGUCCAUUAAUAUCAUAAGCCUGAUAUAAGCAUAAUAAGGUAUCAGGUAUAUCGACAACUUCCUUCAUUUUAUAUGAGACAUGUCAUAUUUUUUGGAUGAUUGCUGAUAUAGUGGACCGAAAUAUUCCUCUUCAUCUAAUACUAAUAAAUUUAUUGUGAUGUGAAAAUUUAAAGAACAUGGAAAAUGAUGACCGACAU
Molecule: messenger RNA, 1125 nt
Organism: Musca domestica (house fly)
Lineage: Eukaryota; Metazoa; Arthropoda; Insecta; Diptera; Muscidae
Exons: 2
Coding region: 248-763 (171 amino acids)
Source: RefSeq, a predicted model, not a curated record